AUGGCUAUGGCGUACAAUCAAUACGCCUACAGCCAGUCCCAGCAACCAACCUCGCCGGCACAUGGCCAGCCACUUCAUCAACCCGGCGUUUACAGGAUGAGCAGCAUCUCGGGCGGUGACCCUAUGGGUCGCCGGCCAAGUGCUAUGUUUGGAAGGGCUCGAAGCGAUGCAAUGAGCAGCCUCCUUACAGCAGAGGGGCCCAUCGGUCAAAGCCUGUCAGCCCCGGAGGAAGAAGCUCAAGAUGAAGUGACAGAAGUAUCAGAGGAACCGUCCACAAAGCCCAAGUUUCAGGCAAAACUCGUGUGUGGCAUAUUUGAUGAGCGACCCUUCUUUCCCACUGUGUUGCUGCUGUCACUAAUGCUUGGCGCCAUUUGCAUGUUGACGCAGCAGCGGGCAUUGAUCAGAGAGAUGUGCGGAGGCUCAUGGUUUUUCACCAACUUCUUUGCCAUUCUCUACAUUGUCACACUGGCAUGCGUGUUGACGUGCCUUCUUUCUGAUCCAGGCCAGAUGAGCAGAGAGAAGUACAAUGAGAUGCAGUCUGCUGGCCUCCCGCUGCCCAAGCGGUCUCACAAAGCUUGGCUCUACAAACGGCCGAUCCUGCGUUUUGAUCACUACUGCCGAUGGGUCACGAACGUCAUAGGCUUGAACAAUCACCGUGAGUUUAUGGUGAUGUGCACAGGGCUGGCUGCAGUGGCCGUCUUGGGGGUUGCUGUAGAUGCAGCUCUCCUGCUGUGGUGCCUUCCUCAAUUCAGACUUCCGAUAUUUGUCCUUCUACAUCUUGGGUAUUCGGCCAUAUUUGGCAAGUACAUUAUGCCCAUUUUCAUGAUACAUGUGGGCUUUGUGUCAAGGAGCGAGUUGGCAAAGGAUUACAAGAACGACGAGUUUUGGGUUCUCUUCGACAAGGAGACAGGUGAGAGCACUCCAGCACAAGAUCUCGACGCGGAUGUCUACAACGAGGCUUUUGACAACGAUGCUCUUACCUACGACAGCAAGAGGAACCCGUGGGACAAGGGCUGGGCGAGCAACUGCAUGACAUUCUGGUGCAUUCCAAGAUGGACUCCAGCCCGUGCUUGGUGGGUCCGCCACUGUCGGCGCGCCUUGGAGUGCCACCCACUCCUGCAGGGCCGCGCCUACCGCAGGACACUGCUGCAGAACUGUGUGUCCACAGACUCCUUGAGCAUUGCUUCCUUCCCGCUGGUGGCUGGGGACCUCAUCAACAACGAGUGCGCCAACGCCUUGGCGGAUGUCGGCGGGCUCCGAGUUCGCGUUGUGUCGGAGGCUCCCACGGAGAUGAAACCCGGGGAUGGCGAGAACACCGAGGUCGACACCCUGGAUUGGUGCGACCAAAAUGUGCAGCAGAGAUUGCGGGACCUUCGCAAGCUUAUGCGGUGCCUGUUCCAGGCUUUCGAACUCGACGAUACGAUCAAAACGAAGGACUGCCUAAGCUUAACAAGCCACAAGCGCGGCAGAUAUGGCCAAUGGGUGUGCCUCAACCUCACGAACGCCAUCGUUCACUCUGAUAUAUUUGCCGUCACCUUUGCCGCCCUCACCAUGUACACACUAUUUGCUCCGGACAUCCUGCUUGUAUUCGGACUGAGCACGGAGCACACGCAGUCGCUGGCGAUAGCCAAUACGGUCGUCUUGUGCUUCUUUCUUGUGGAAGCCCCGUACUUGCUGUUAGGAAACCCGCUAGCUUUGAUUCCCGCCCCUCCACCCCUUGCCAUCCUUGCCAAUCUGUCCAAGGCCGUGCUGAGCUGCAUAUUCAUCAACGGCUAUAUGCGAUCUGGACGUGUCUUCCUCGAUGUCAUGGCCAUGGUGAGUCUGGCAGGCAGCUUGAUGGCGCAGCCAGCCCGAAUGGCCUGA
Molecule: messenger RNA, 1863 nt
Organism: Symbiodinium natans
Lineage: Eukaryota; Dinophyceae; Suessiales; Symbiodiniaceae
Source: the annotation of a GenBank genome assembly